Temnothorax curvispinosus is the source of this 2181-nucleotide messenger RNA. RefSeq names its product ecdysone 20-monooxygenase (gene shd). NCBI's taxonomy places the organism in Eukaryota, Metazoa, Arthropoda, Insecta, Hymenoptera, Formicidae. The transcript is spliced from 11 exons. Bases 573 to 2159 code for a protein of 528 amino acids. Gene Ontology annotation, molecular function: monooxygenase activity; oxidoreductase activity, acting on paired donors, with incorporation or reduction of molecular oxygen; heme binding. The record is from RefSeq and is a predicted model, not a curated record.
GAAUUCGGCGCUGAUAAGUCUUGCCGCGUCCGGGGGAGAGACUGGUGCGCGGCGCCGCGACAUACACACGCGCACACACGCACGUGCACGUACGCACGCACGCACGCACAUGCGUGAGGGGAGCGACGACGGUGCGUGGACAUGCGUGCGAUUUGCUGAUCGCGUUACUGCGGACGGCGCGGCGGCGCGCGGUACCUGAGGGCCCAGGCGAGUGCGCGAGGGCGAAUUUUCGUCGCGCCGGAGUUCCUACGCGCCAUGGUAAUUUACGGCAAUCACGGUGACAAUCGACGAGAUUGUGCGAAUUUCGAUUUCCGUGGUUCCGGAGAUCCCGAAAGAUCGCGGAAGUGCGCGCGGAAUCUCCUCGCGUGUUUCGGUCAAGUCGAGGCUCCUGUGCAGGAAUCGGAGAAAGAGAAAGAUACGGGUACUCUCCAGAAGCCGCCGUAAUUUCGACGAGUUUGCGUUCCGAGAACGGUGCGGACGGCGCGGUAAACAACGCCCUACGUUUAUCUAACAACGGGAACGCGACAGUGACGGUGACAGUUGACAGCUGACGUGAGGGAUUCGACUGGAGGAUGCUGCUGUCCGGAGCGUGGUUCGAGACCAUCGCCGCGGCGCUGCUCGCGAUCUUGGUGCUGGCUACCGGCUACCGACCACCUUGGUGGUUCUGGACCAGGAACUACAACACGAACGCCGAUGCAGAUGCAGGCGACAAUGGCAGAAAGUUCAAAACAGCACGCGACGUGCCGGGUCCGUUCGCCCUGCCGAUUUUGGGCACCAGAUGGAUAUACUCCCGCUUCGGCUACUACCGCUUGAAUAAGAUCCACGAGGCGUAUAAAGAUCUGAAUCGGCGAUACGGGCCGCUGUGCAAGGAGGAGGCACUGUGGAACUUCCUCGUGAUCUCCGUGUUCUCCCGUCGCGACAUCGAGGCUGUCCUCAAGCGUGGCUCGAGAUACCCGCUUCGUCCUCCGCAGGAGGUCAUAUCCCACUACCGGCGCUCCCGGCGUGAUCGUUACACCAACCUUGGUCUGGUCAAUGAACAAGGCGUGACAUGGCAGAAGCUACGGGCCGCCUUAACGCCGGAGCUGACCGGUGCCGGUACUGUAUUUGGCUUCUUCCCGGCGCUCAAUAUCGUCACCGACGGAUUCAUCGACUUAAUCCGUGAACGUAGAGCGAGCCGUUUCACCGUGAGAGGCUUCGAGGAACUCGCUUACAGAAUGGGACUCGAGAGUACGUGCACGCUGAUCCUGGGACGUCACCUAGGCUUCCUAAAGCCGGAUUCCAGCAGCACGCUCACAACGAGAUUAGCGGAAGCGGUCAGGAUUCACUUCACGGCCUCGCGCGACGCCUUUUACGGCCUGCCGCUUUGGAAGCUGCUACCGACAUCCGCGUACAAGCAGCUAAUAGAGAGCGAGGACGCUAUAUACAACAUUAUCUCGGAUCUCGUAGAGGCGACCAUGUUGGAGAAGCAGGACGACGCAAGAGACGAGUCCGUCGAGGCGGUGUUCCUCUCCAUUUUGCGACAGAAAGAUCUCGAUAUGAGAGAUAAGAAAGCUGCUAUAGUGGACUUUAUAGCAGCGGGAAUACACACACUAGGCAACACGCUGGUGUUCCUUUUCAACUUGAUUGGCCGUAACCCUGAAGUACAAGAAACUCUUUACAACGAGGCGCAGUCCCUGGCGCCUCCCGGUUGCGAUCUCACGGUGGACGAUUUGCGAAAGGCGAAGUACUUACGCGCAUGCAUCAACGAAUCCUUCAGAAUCGUACCUACGACACCUUGCAUAGCCCGUAUAUUAGACGAGCCUAUGGAGCUGGGAGGAUAUCGCCUUGAUCCCGGAACAGUGGUGUUAUUGCAUACAUGGAUAGCUGGAUUGAGUGACGAUAAUUUCAAAGACGCAUCAAAGUGCCUGCCAGAAAGAUGGCUGAAACCUAUGGCACCCCAUUCGCCGCUGUUGGUGGCCCCUUUCGGAGCGGGUAGAAGAAUAUGCCCGGGAAAACGUUUCGUAGAACUCGCACUGCAGCUUAUUCUGGCAAAGAUCGUUCGGGAAUUUGAGAUCGUCGUCGAGGAAGAACUCGGUUUGCAGUUCGAAUUUAUCCUAGCUCCGCAAAGUCCCGUGUCGCUCGGAUUUCGAGAUCGCGGGUCGAGGGCCGAGAUGACCUGAACAAUUUUUUAUUUGCGAUUUC